This is a messenger RNA of Aspergillus pseudotamarii, 687 nucleotides long. RefSeq names its product DUF1903-domain-containing protein. Gene Ontology annotation, cellular component: mitochondrial intermembrane space. The record is from RefSeq and is a predicted model, not a curated record. Bases 141 to 380 code for a protein of 79 amino acids. The transcript is spliced from 4 exons. NCBI's taxonomy places the organism in Eukaryota, Fungi, Ascomycota, Eurotiomycetes, Eurotiales, Aspergillaceae.
GGGGGGUUCAUGUGUUGUUUUUCCUUUGAAAGAUUCUUAUAAUUGCAUAGCGAUAUAUGUAAUUGGCUUAACCAUCAACUUACUUUUCUUUCGCCUUUGUUUCUGAUAUUGCUGGUUAUAUACCUGGGUACUAUUGCGUCAUGGGAGGCCUAAAAGAGGAUCUGGCAUACGACCCCCCAUGUCAUCCACGGGCAUGCGCCAUUCAAAGCUGUUUAACGAAGAACUCAUACCAGGAAGAAAAGUGCCAAUCCCAGAUAAAUGCUCUGUAUGAAUGCUGUAACGCCUUCUACCAAGCUCAAGGGGAGGAUGCAAAGACGCCCAGUUGCCCUAAGCCCAGUCUACUCAAGCUGAGGAUGAAACAACGUGGUCAAGGCAACUGAGACUCUCGCUCUCUUUUUAUCUUGCAUAGAUACUUCUUGUCCGUUGCAAUGCAACAAGACCUGUUCAUACUGCUGUCCAUAUAUAUAAACUACGAGCUGUUAAGCCUGGGCCAGCAUUAGAGUACUCCAGAGAGGAAUAGAAUUGAAAAUUUACGAAGCGAUGUGACAACCCCUUUGCAGUCUCAGCCCUCAUGCGUCAGGAGGUUCUAGACUAGUUGUAAGAAUUGCCAUAAUUCCUCUAAGACAAUCUUGAGCACGCAAAGAGGCCGAUUGACCUGAACGAAGAUUGAAGCGCUCGUUCCGAGAC